AUGGGGUGGUCGACGAGCCAACCAGCACCAGUGACCCGGCAGGACUCUCUGUCGGAGGCGGAGACGAAGAUCAUCCUGGAUGUGAUCAAGAGGGCGGAGAGGCUGGACGAAACCGAACAGCAACGGAUCGGAGGUACGGCCCCGAAGGUACGGUCUCAGAGGUACGGCCCCCAAUGGUACGGUCUCAGAGGUACGGCCCCCAAUGGUACGGGCGGUGGAGAGUUCUUUGAAAAGGUGUUAAUUAUACGGCCGGGUCGAGAGAAGGGUGGGUGCUCCUCGGACCUGGAGACGGACACCAGCUCAGAGGACGAGGCGCAACGGAGGCUGAGGAAGACCGCUAGUGAAUGUGCCUCUCAUGACUCUGACGGCAUGCCCCCCAUCAGCCCCAAUCCCAGGUCCCGUAGCGUCUCCCCUUCGCCCUUCCGCUUCGACUCUCAGGACUCAACUGGUGCUGGGGGCGCCACUAGGGACAGCUCCGACGAUCACGGCUCCGACAAGUCCCCCGUCUCACCUGCGGUGACCCAGCGUGACCUGAGCCGGGCGCCGAGUCGGGAGAGUGCUGGAGGGGGAGGGGGGGAGGUGGGGUCGCUACUCCUCAGCCCUUACUACUCCCCCUCCCCCCACCAGCUGAGUCCUCGCACCGAGCUACGUCGUGACCAAGCAAUCGAUAGGUCCCCCUCCCCGCUACUCAGGGUGGCGUGGAGGGACUCAGGUCGGGGGUCCAACUCGUCAGUGAGUGACUCUCCCAACCACAGCCGAGAAAGCCGGGAAGACGGGGAGGUUGACGGCAGCGCCCCGGGGACGCCCGGCACCGGGGGCAUCACCGACCACCACUCCACCUCUGCCAUCGUCACGCCCACCCCCGCCACACCUCGAAGCCCACACCCGUCGCCCCUGCCCGUUAACAGAAGCAGCAGUAGCAGUAGCGGCAGCACCAACAUGGGGGGCGUAGGCGGGUCCUCGCCCACCGUCAAUGGGUUCCGCUCCAGACGGGAGUCUGAGGCCUCCAAGAGUAGCGACGACCGACGGCACCCUAGACUAGCCAGGAACACUGGUGACUCACGCGACUCUAGAGGUUCUCGGGACUCACGCGACUCGCUAAUAUCACGAGAGUCGUCGACACGGGACGAAGUGACUACCAGCAGCAGUGUUGACGACGUGUUCACCGAGGAGCGCACCGCCCCACACUCCUCCCCCAACACCAAGGACUCCAGCUCUCAUGGUACGGCAGAGAUGGGCACCGUCGAGUUUUCCCUCCUGUAUGACUCCCACAACCAGGCGCUCCACUGCACCGUGCACGGGGCCAGGAACCUGAAGCCAGCAGACAGCGGCAGCAGUAAGCAGGCCGACCCAUACGUCAAACUUCACCUCCUACCUGGCGCCAGCAAGUCCAACAAGUUACGAACGCGCACGAUACCCAAGACGAUUAACCCAGACUUCAACGAGACGCUCACAUACUAUGGCAUCUCUGACCAGGAUAUGGCGCGGAAAACUCUACGCCUCAAUAUCCUUGAUGAGGAUCGUUUUGGCUGUGACUUCUUGGGUGAGGCUCGUGUUGCUCUUAAAAAGGUUCGCCCACAUGAAACUAAACGAAUUAGGGUCAGUUUAGAUAAGCGAGCCAACCUUUUGGAGGACGAGGUGAAGGGAGAAGCAGAGAGAGGAAAGGUGCUACUCAGUCUGAAAUACGCCACACAGAGGAACGCUCUUAUUGUCGGCAUCGUCCGCUGUGCCCAUCUCCCUUCCAUGGACUCCAAUGGCUUCUCUGAUCCCUACGUUAAAGUGCAACUGAAACCAGACCCGACACACAAGAAAUACCGUACCGCAAUAAAAUGGAAAAAUCUCAAUCCAGAAUUUAAUGAAGAGUUUGUGUUUGAGGUCCGCAGGAAUGAACUGCCGAAGAAACUUUUAGAUAUUCGCGUUUAUGACAAAGAUGUUGGACGUAGUGACGAUUUUAUUGGUGGUUUGCAGUUAUCGCAGGACAGCAAAGGCUCUGAGCUGCGUCACUGGUACGACGCUCUGCAGUACCCUGACCGUCGACAUGACCGCUGGCACCAACUCAACAGCAAUGACAAUAGUGCCAUAGCAUAUAGUACUGAGAUCCCGCGUCGUCACCAGCCAGAGUUAGUGUUUGAGUCAGUGUUACCAGGCAUCGUUGAGCAUCGCACCUUUCAGCAACAUCGUCUCUUCUCAUCCUCUAGCACGUGUGGUACCAUAGUGGCAUUAUAG
Homarus americanus (American lobster) is the source of this 2226-nucleotide messenger RNA. Its product is annotated as rabphilin-3A-like. Gene Ontology annotation, molecular function: small GTPase binding. Gene Ontology annotation, cellular component: membrane. The transcript has 16 exons. Bases 1 to 2226 code for a protein of 741 amino acids. Gene Ontology annotation, biological process: intracellular protein transport. NCBI's taxonomy places the organism in Eukaryota, Metazoa, Arthropoda, Malacostraca, Decapoda, Nephropidae. The record is from RefSeq and is a predicted model, not a curated record.